ACGCUCCUGUCAUCAGUAUCAAAUGAGUGUCAUCGACUUGACUGACUGACACUUGACAGUGUUAGAUUAGAGAUAGCAUCUUGAGGUUGUGGUAGCCUUUACUCGUGAUUUUGAUUAGAAAGGAUUGUUUAUUUUGUUUUUCUUUCAACUCGGAAGUGAUAAAAAUAAACAGAAAAAAUGGCGGACAGUGUAGAAGAAAAAGUGAUAAUGACUCCAAAGUGCAAGACGGCCACAUCCACAACUCUGGUAGUUGAGAGGAAGGUGGUGCAAGCGGAGGCCAGUGACAAGAUACAUGUAGCAGGAGGGGAUCACACUGGCAUCAUUAUCAACAAAGAACAAGUUUAUGAAAACGGCGUAACAGAGCCAUGUCACGCGCAACUAGAGUUCAGAGUGUACCUAGUUUCAGCUGCAAACGGCUCUCACACACGGGAGGCGCGCGCGCUCCGAUUCUGGUUCAAACCGCAAAUGACGCCCGGCGAGCGGCCGCACGAGGCGCAGGCUUUCUUCAGGGAGCUGGUCAGCCCGCAAGACUUCCCAAAAGAUUACGUGGGAUUCAUCAAGAAGAUAAUAAAGCUUAUGCAACACAAAUACCUUCAAUUAAAAAUUUUAGAGAUAGAACUACGACAAGAAGGGACUGGAACUCCACCUCCAGAAUCAAAUGGCGUUAUUUCAACGUUUAUUGAAGAAAGUGCGGCAAACCAAACGCCUGUUAUAUCAGAACAGAGGGUACUGGAUAUGAUUGAGAAUGCUUACCCCAACCCGUUGACCGUGGAUGAUUUCAUCACGGCAGGAAAAUGGUCGAAAGCAGAAGUAAAGGAUGCCUUAGAGGCGCUAGAAGAAAAAGGCCUCACACGGGCUAUGUCAGACGGACUAUACAUUCGGCAGCACAGCGUUGACACACAGGUCGUGAAACAAAUGCCAAUGUUAUGUUCAUCGCGACAACCAAGCAUAGCUAUAAUAACCGCGCUGUACUGCGAAAAGCAAGCCGUAGACGCCAUGAUGGACAAUCAAGAAACGUUCGUGCGCUACACGACAGUCGGCGAAUCCAACGUGUAUACACUGGGUACUAUCGGAGCGCAUCGCGUGGUGACCACAAAACUUCCCUCCGUAGGUCGCACGAGAGAAGCGAUGACGGCAGCAGGCAACACAACCACAAGACUUCUUGGUAUCUUCCAAAAGGUGGAGUAUGUGUUCCUCGUGGGCGUCGGCGGCGGCGUGCCUCACUACACCGACUACGAGCGCCACGUCCGGCUUGGAGACGUCGUGGUGUCCACCCCCGCGGCGGAUCUGACUGACAAGAGCGUGUACGUGUUCUGUGAGAAGGCGGAGCGCAACGAGAAAGGCGGUUGGGACUACGAAGUGAAGCCAUACAAGCCUGACAGUUUCUUACUUCAAGAUAUCGCACUGCGGCUGAUGCGGUCGCACGCGCCUUGGGACUCCUACGUCAACGAAGGGUUAGAACGACUGCGAGGCGUACCAGGACGCUGGGAGGCACCCCUUGGCGGCUCAGACCGUCUCACCAUGGACGUCGGCAACGGAGCCUUCAUAGAGGUCUCUCAUCCCGCGCCCAGCGGCGACCAAGUGGACCGCGGCGGGCUGCGCGUGCACUGCGCGCCGGUGGCGGGCGGGCGCGCGGUGUCGUGCGCGGGCGAGGCGCGCGCGGCCUUCGCGGCGCACGCGCGCGCGCAGGCCUACGACUGCGAGCUCGACGCCGUGCUCGACUCCGUCAAGGGCAACAGGAAGGACUGCUUCGUCUCCAUCAGGGGUAUAUCCGACUACCGCGACGGCACGCGCGGCAAGGAGUGGCAGCCGCACGCGGCGCUGGCCGCCGCCGCCGUCAUGAAGGCCAUUGUUGCCGCCAUGGACCCACCGACGGACUAACCUAACUGUUACGACGAGUAAUAUACCUACGCAUAAAGCCAAUUGCACCAACCUAACUGACGGACUUAUUAACGCCACUCAGCAGUUAACUAUGAAAUGUCCCGUACAAUAUAAUUUCCCGAACGUUUUAACGGUGACAGACGGUUUGGUGCAAUCCUCUCAUACUCUCUUCUCUUUAUAAAUAAAACCAUAUAAUCACACUGUAGAAUGGUAUAAAUGCAUGAACGAUUGUGCGUCCUACAUGAAUCCUGGCAAGGUCGCCAUGUGAGGGAGGAAGUUUAACCUCCUUAUUAAUAAAAUUUUACAUGCAUACAAAAAUAUAUAAGACAAAAUGACAGAACGAGACAAAUGAUUAAUAGCCAAUUAGAGUCAGACCAAGAUAAGUUGGCAGCGAUUUUGAUAGCCCAGACGUGUAUUUUAAACGUCAAACUAAGGCUUUAUGAAUAACGCCAUAAGUAUAUUCCAGAAUAAAUACAAUAUAAGGAGAGAAGGUACUACACCGCACCGCUUGUAACUAGGUACUCGCAUACGCAGUAAACACUCUCAACUCUCAAAUAACACGGUAGUGAUUCGAUUGCACUACAAAUACCAUCUACUGAUCUAUUCGUUUCACUAACUGUGUUUUAUUUCAGUGGUUUUAAAAUUACAUGAACUGAUGCAUUACUGUUAGGGUAGAUAGUAGAUAAUUCUAUUUCAUCACUGCCCUAGUAGUAAAUUAUAUCUAGAGGCUCUUCCUUCACUGACUGAAUAUUUACACUACCUUUCUAGUAUUUAUUGACAUUCCCAUGAUAUACCCUUAAAUAAGGUAUGACAAUAGACAUUCACAUUAUGCCUAAAUUUAUAAGCCAUAUACUUAAGAUAGUUUUGCCUAGAUUAGAAUUAAAUUGUCAACGACUAUAAAGUUUCAAUAGUAUCAAGAAAUUCGUCUUUAGAGUAGUAUUAAUUUACAGGAUUACUUGCCUUAAAUUUGGCUGUUAUGAAAAUUUACAUAUUUAAUGUUUUAUCUGAUCGAUCUAAGAUCUAUGAAUGUGAACUGUCAAAUUUCAAGUAGUGAAUUGUAUACAUUUUUCAGUGAGAUUUCGUAGAUUGUAGGAUUAAACUCCAUUUUAGGUAUAUUUAUUGUAACCAGUCUGUUACCAUAAUGAUGAGUGUGUGUCAAAUGUACAGCUCAAUUUGAAUCUUCCCCUUUAUUGCCUACUUAUACAGGGUAUUUAUUUAGUCACCUGCAAUAAUUUACGGGCUGAAUAAAUUACUCUCCCGUAGAAAAUGUCAAGUUCAGACAGCCAAAAUGUAUAAAACAGCCAAUUUUUUUUCGCGAAUUCGGGGUUGGUCCCAUAGUAAAAGUUGCGCAGUAUGACCUAUAUACUCACCCCGUCAAUUAUUGCAGGUGAUUAAAUAAACACCCUGUAAUUUGCUCUAUAGUUUCUGGUCAGCUAAUUGUGAGAGUGAGUCGUAGAGUUACUGAAGAUAAAAAGAGUUCUGGAAAUUAUUUCUCACUAUAGGCACGGUUAGUUGACUCUAGCACGAUUUUAUAUUUGUUUGAAACAAAAGGGAAAACAACAGUUCACGGCACUAAGUGUUAUUUUAUAAUUAGCAUAAUAUGCCUCUCUAUUAUGAACGCAUGAUCAAAUUAUUUGUAAAAUGACCAUUAUUUAUACUGCAGACCAUUUAACUCUAUAAUAUUGUCUUAAAGUACUUCGCAAAGUUACGUUUUACAAUUUACAUUAUACACAUUGUCACAAAUAUGACAAUAGUAGUGAAAGAGUUUACAAAACUAUGUUACCAAAGGUAAAUAAAAUUAUGAAUUGCAAGGUAAGACCUGUAAAUCCAUAUUUAAUAUAUUGAGUAAAUAUUUAAUAAAUUGUUCCGUUUAUAUAGAGGUAGGAUCUUGGACCCCUUUUUAUUAUAGGACUUUUAAUAUUAAGGUCACAAGCACAAUAUUAUACAGGUCGAAAUGUAGCAGUGUAAUGUUUUAAUAUUAUUAUAUAUUAACAUAUUUGGCGCCACGCGUCUACACCUUACGAGAUUACCACACUGAUGCCAAUACGCCGCUCCGGUGUGUAAACGAGACGGCGUUAUGCACGUAUAUAGUGAUGUCCCGCUCGCACACCGGACCGGCAUGCGGAUCCUCAUCCAAUGUGAAGACCACCUUGAACAUUACCCACAAUGGUUUGUGGGUGUCAUGAGUAACAGUGAAUGGGUUAUUACUUUUUACGAUCGGAACGUUACUCUUUCAUAGCUUAGGAUUUUAAACUGUAGAUGUGAUUAUUGCCCGCCAUAAUAGGCCUAUAUCAGGGGUCACCAAAUGCCGGGCAAUUUUUUUAUUUUCUUGUUAAUUUAAUAAACUCGAGUAGAAAUGGACCGCGAUGACCAUUUUAUUUUAAGAACCGGACUUCUAUAGAUACUAAGAGGUGACCCCUGGCCUAUAUUUAAAAAAAUAUGCCUAAAUAUACAAUAUUUAAACAAGUUGUGAAGUAAAUUAUUAAUAACCAAAGUUAAGUACAUGGCUGUUUCGUUUAAUAAACCAGGUCUAGUCGCCUGAAUUGUGAAAACCUGUUUAAAAUUAUUUAUAUCUACAUAUAAGUAUCACUGUUGUUUGACACAUUACAUAGUUUUAAUAGAAUUACAUUUUACACAGUUUACUUGAACAUGUAUUAUUUAUAAUUAUAAGACUAGUUAAGAUUGCAUUGUCUUGAAGCCAAUGUAAUUUUGUGAAAUAGCCCUAUUCAAACAGCUGCAUAACUAGCUAAUGUUUACCUACUUUGGUUACAUUGUGUAGUAUUCAUUUGCAUUUUUAUUUGCAGUAUUGUCAGCUCUGGUAAACUACCUGUCGUCAGCACCGCUAGUAAGUGGUUGACUUGAUCAACUUUAUUUUAACAAUUUUCCAAGCCGCACCAACAUACACGGUUUAAAAAAAAAAACAACAAAUAUAUAUGCAGUAUGUAAUAUAUUCCAAUGUGGAGUAAGUAUUUCUGCAAUGUUCUGCCGAGUGCAGCCCUAGCACCUAUCGUAAACCAUUGAGUAACUUAUACAUACUGUGUCUUAAACUGUUUUUGACAAGUUUUCACAUAUAAUAAAAUGACAUUGAUGCAUCAAGGCGGUUUGUUUACAAAGGGCCUACCGGAAAACGCGAGUGACGAAAUUUAGUCAUCUGCCUCUUUAUCGCUCGAAUAAGCAAGAGAUUGUGAUGGAUUGUGGUAGCGGCGCCCCCUACGCAGAGUCUCUUGUAAUAUUCCCCAUUAAUUCAGCUUUGAGGGCUCAUUUGAAGUUUCCCGAAGUCCAAUCUAAUUUGUACCUUAAAUCGGAUUACUAAGAUUGAAAUUAUAUUGGCGCGUAUGUGGUCAAUAAAUCUAUUCCUGGAAAAGGGUUAAGGGAAUAAUGAUCAAAAACCUGCAAAUUUUAGAAACCAAUGUUUAGUAUAUUCGAUGCCAAUCAAUGGGUGGUUUACCUUCAAUAACGACGUGUUUUUGUAAUUUAAAUGUUUGUUUGUAUAUUUGUGUUAUCCAUAAUUACCUAUAUCUACCUAUAAUUUAUAUCAUGUGUUAUUUGUUUUGUAAUGAACGCACAAAUAAAUGAAUUCGAACUAA
Molecule: messenger RNA, 5468 nt
Organism: Cydia pomonella (codling moth)
Lineage: Eukaryota; Metazoa; Arthropoda; Insecta; Lepidoptera; Tortricidae
Exons: 14
Coding region: 178-1881 (567 amino acids)
Biological process (GO): nucleoside metabolic process
Molecular function (GO): catalytic activity
Source: RefSeq, a predicted model, not a curated record